CAUAGCGUAUAUAAACCGCGGCCACAUUCUAGGUGGAUACAGUCAGUAGCCUGACACAGCCCAUACUUCGGGUCAGCCUUCUCGAGUGCUUGUACUCUUUCACUCUCUCCCGACGCAACCACAAAAAAGGGAAAGAUGCUGCGUAACCUGUUGGUGAGCGCCUCACGUUCUGUGGUGCCCAUGAGCAGGCAGAGCCGCCUGGUGGCCACUCAGGCUGCCGCAGCCGUUCAGCAGCACCCAAAACCCGUGGCGACUGUGGACGGUGAGCUGGUGUCGCUACACCUGCCCUCUGGGGAGCACCACAAGCUGCCCAUCAUGUGGCUCAGGGACAACUGCCAGUGCCCCAAGUGCUUCAACAGCCAGCAGAUGUCGCGCAUCAUCUACUGGGACGAGCUGGACACUAGCGUCAAGCCCGCCGACGUGCAGGCGGACGAAGAAAAGUUAGCUGUGAAGUGGUCGGACGGCCACAGGAGCGAGUUCACGCUGGAGUGGCUCAAAGACCGCAGCUUACUGCCGGAAGACCAGAGGAAGUGGCUCGACACGACCUACAGGCUCCCAAAGGUUGCCUGGAACGCCGAAAACUACAACUCCAUCCUCAAGAGAUUCAAGUACAGUGACGUUGUAAACAGCAAGGAACAUCUUCGAGGUUGGCUUGAAGCUAUGGCUGUAUAUGGUGUAGCAAUAGUGUACGACACACCACCAACAGAAGAGUCAUUGCUCGAACUGGGAGACAAAGUGAUGUUCCCACGAAGGACGCAUUAUGGCGUGCAGUUCCACAUAAGGGACAAACCCAACACCACAAAUGUGGCGUAUCUUAAGGAGAAGCUAGAGAUGCACACCGACCUUAUGUACUACGAGUACAAACCUGGGAUAAACAUGCUGCACUGUCUGGUUCAGACAGAGGGAGCUGGAGGUGAUAACCUAUUGGCUGACGCUUAUUACCUGAGCGAAAAGCUGAAAGUUACAAACCCAGAGGCGUACAAAGCUCUGAGUACGGUCCCUGUUACGUGGGCAGACAUCGGAGAGGACGGAGGGAAGACCUUCUACAGCUUGUACAGGGCACCUGUCAUAUGUAAUGACAUGUUUGGAGAGUUCAUGAGGAUAAAUUACAGCCAACCUCAGAGAUCUUCACACUUCAAUGCCACUCUUGACCAGAUUGUUGCCUGGUAUAAAGCGUAUGACGUCUUCACCAAAGAGUUACACAGCCCAAAGAACCAAGUUCGCUUCAAGACCCGCCCAGGAGAGAUCCUGACAUUCGACAACAUCCGGCUGAUCCACGCCCGUGACGGCUACGACGACAAACCGGGCAACGAGAGGCACAUCAUAGGCCAGUUCCUCGACUGGGACGAAGUCUUCUCUCGCCUCAGAGUUCUCCGCAAGGAAGCGGGUCUCAUCAAAUACUAGUAUUACAUCUUAAUUCGCUCUCUGCGAUAUGAACAAAAUUCCGUGCCGUGGGAACUGACUGGAAGACAGCUGUGACACUGCAUCAGCAAGGAAUGUACAUGGACGAACUACCAUUUGCCUGAAGUACUGAGAUUGUGAUGGAAUAUAGUCUCUUGUGUUUCGCAGCACAACGCUGUAUGUGAUUGUUACUAAUUUAAACGUUUUGUCUACAUGUGUUCAUGUUUGUCAUUACAUUACAUACUUAAGACUGAUAAGACAUGAUUCAAGCUUGUGGAGCGUUAGCCGUAGCUCAGUCAUAAUCAUUUGGUUCACAGUUUUGUUGUUGUAAAAUUGUUUAGUAUUUAUUUUUGCUCACAGAAAUAUGAAAAAUAAAUUGUGUGUUGAAAUUGA
Schistocerca cancellata (South American locust) is the source of this 1794-nucleotide messenger RNA. RefSeq names its product gamma-butyrobetaine dioxygenase-like. Gene Ontology annotation, molecular function: oxidoreductase activity. Gene Ontology annotation, cellular component: mitochondrion. Gene Ontology annotation, biological process: carnitine biosynthetic process. The record is from RefSeq and is a predicted model, not a curated record. Lineage: Eukaryota; Metazoa; Arthropoda; Insecta; Orthoptera; Acrididae. The coding region runs from base 136 to 1404 and encodes 422 amino acids. The transcript is spliced from 9 exons.